This is a messenger RNA of Bipolaris victoriae FI3, 1326 nucleotides long. RefSeq lists its product as hypothetical. The coding region runs from base 1 to 1326 and encodes 441 amino acids. The record is from RefSeq and is a predicted model, not a curated record. Lineage: Eukaryota; Fungi; Ascomycota; Dothideomycetes; Pleosporales; Pleosporaceae. The transcript is spliced from 3 exons.
AUGAAGGAAAAGAUCAAGGCCGUACUCCACAGAAGGAAGGGCUCAACACCAACGCAAUCGCCCCGUGCCUCAUAUGAGCAGUCUGAAGGGGCUAGUCCACGUGCUGAACAGCUUCCUAGCUCUCCCCAUCACAGCCAUCGACGGAAAUCUUCAGCUUCUCAGAGCGCCUCUCCUCGAGCAGAAUAUGCUCAACACCCCAAGACCACUCAUACAAACGGCGUAGCUACUCACUCAGCUACCCUACCGCUUGAAUCUGUGCAUAAUACCCAGUCUGACAACACCAACCUCGUCAAGUCUGCCUCUGAUGAAAACACACUCAUUCCCCCUGCACUUGCUCCCAGCAAACAGUCGAUAGUGGCAGGUACCAAUACCGGCCACUCAGUAUCGCCUCACAGUGGUCUAUCAAAGCCCCUCCCACCAACACCAAGUUCCACCAGCUACAACCACGGCGAUGCUCGAGACAAACUGGUCGGCAGGGCCGUCACCACCAAUGGCAGCAUUGUAGGGGGAGCGCAACCGCAAGAUCCAGAAGACCUUGCACGGCCAUCGCAGAGCUUGGGAAGACAACACCACAUCCACCAGGAUAUGGCUGUCAAGCCUGCGGGGUUCGAUUCUACGAGCGAUAAGCACGGUGUGUACGGCAGUGAUGAGGAGUGGCAGGUCAAGCAGAAAUCGAUGCUCAAUGGCAUCGUUGAUUUAAACGACACAGUUGAAACAGACAGAGAGACAUCGUGGGCACCUGCGGUCACACACGAGGUUGUCAAGCCAUACGAGCAUGAGAUUGUCCAGCACAAAAUCUAUCGAGAGAUUCACAACUAUACCUACUACCACCGACUGCAGCCUGUGAUGCAGACUGAGGUUCUCCCACCUCGUCACUUUAUCCCCAAUCCCGACGGAGAGGGCCUGAUUGAGAUUUCUGCUGAUGAGUUGCCCUCUCGUACAGGCAAAAACAGGUGGUGGGAUAUUGUGCAAAAGGAACCCGUGCUUCCAGAAGCUCCAUUCCAAUGGCGCACCGAGCCGCAAGUCAUCGAGGGAAAACCAUACAUGACAGACGAGGGCUUCGAGCGCAGAGAAACCACCAUUAUAUACCCACCGACGCUGGAAGAUAUGUCGAGUUACGACGGAAUAGUACAGCCAGUUCACUUCGACCACAAGACUGGUAAGCGCUGGCUGGGAGAGCAGACGACCAUCGACAAACUGCAGCGACAAGUGGACGGUACAAGCGAAGAUGAUUUUAUGACGAUGAAGAACAUCACGGCCGACUUGCCUGAAAUAUCCAACAGCCCGUCGGUCAAGCGAAGGCCCGUUGGCAGAGACUCGCUAUAG